Molecule: messenger RNA, 15006 nt
Organism: Osmerus eperlanus (European smelt)
Lineage: Eukaryota; Metazoa; Chordata; Actinopteri; Osmeriformes; Osmeridae
Gene: huwe1
Product: HECT, UBA and WWE domain containing E3 ubiquitin protein ligase 1
Exons: 84
Coding region: 248-14239 (4663 amino acids)
Biological process (GO): protein polyubiquitination; membrane fusion; base-excision repair
Cellular component (GO): cytoplasm; Golgi membrane; nucleus
Molecular function (GO): protein binding; ubiquitin protein ligase activity; zinc ion binding
Source: RefSeq, a predicted model, not a curated record
GCUAGCCUGACAUAGGACGCGCAGAAAGAUUCUCGCGAGAUUUGAGUCAACCCUGUCCUGCUCAGUAGUGCAAGAUGGAGAAGUGAAAUGAACACGCAUGAAGAUUGUUUUAGAAGACCAUACAACUAGCAGGAGAAAAAAGGAUGGAGCUAAUAAACCAAAGCAGUUUCUGGUAUUGCAAAUGAAACAUGCUGUUAAGUGGGUAUUGUGAAAUUACUUACUGAGCAACACAUAGAGAGUAGCGACCAUGAAGGUCGACAGAAGCAAGUUGAAGAAAACCCCCACAGAAGCUCCUGCGGACUGCAGGACGCUGAUAGAGAAGCUUAAGGGAUGCAGCGACGAGCAACUGCUGCUGGAGCUGCAGCACAUCAAGACCUGGAAUAUUGGCAAGUGUGAGCUGUACCACUGGGUGGACCUGCUGGACCGAUUCGAUGGCAUCCUGUGCGACGCGGGCCAGACGGUGGAGAACAUGUCGUGGCUGCUGGUGUGUGACCGGCCGGACAACGGGCAGCUCAAGGCCCUGCUGCUGGCCGUGCUCAACUUCACGGCCCUGCUCAUCGAGUACAGCUUCUCCAGGCACCUCUACAGCUCCAUAGAGCACCUGACCACCCUGCUGGCGUCCUGCGACAUGCAGGUGGUGCUGUCGGUGCUGAACCUCCUCUACGUGUUCAGCAAGCGCUCCAACUACAUCACCAGACUGGGAUCGGACAAGAGGACCCCCCUACUGGCCCGUCUACAGCACCUGGCCGAGAGCUGGGGAGGGAAGGAGAAUGGCUUUGGCCUGGCCGAGUGCUGCAGGGACCUGCCCAUGACGAAGUACCCUCCCAGUGCCACCACGCUACACUUUGAGUUCUAUGCUGAACCCGGGCCCGAGGUCAAAGUGGAGAGGAAGCAGACCAGUAGUAACACACUACACUACAUCCACAUUGAACAGCUGGACAAGAUCUCUGAGAGCCCGUCUGAGAUCAUGGAGUCCCUGACGGUGAUGUACAACAUCCCGAAGGACAAGCAGACCCUGCUGUUCACACACAUCCGUCUGGCCCACGGCUUCUCCAACCACAAGAAGAGACUGCAGGCCGUACAGGCGCGCCUACAUGCCAUCUCCAUACUUGUUUACUCCAACGCACUCCAGGAGUCCGCCAACAGUAUUCUGUACAACGGCUUGAUAGAGGAGCUGGUGGAUGUGCUGCAGAUCACAGACAAACAGCUUGUGGACAUCAAGGCAGCGUCUCUGCGCACGCUCACCUCCAUCGUGCACCUGGAGAGGACGCCCAAGCUGUCCAACAUCAUCGACUGCACCGGCACCGCCUCCUACCACGGCUUCCUGCCCGUGCUGGUGCGCAACUGCAUACAGGCCAUGAUAGACCCCCUGAUGGAGCCCUACCCGCACCAGUUUGCCACGGCCCUGUUCUCCUUCCUCUACCACCUGGCCAGCUACGACGCCGGGGGCGAGGCCCUGGUCUCCUGCGGCAUGAUGGAGGCCCUGCUGAAGGUGAUUAAGUUCCUGGGGGACGAGCAGGACCAGAUCACCUUUGUGACGCGGGCAGUCCGGGUGGUGGACCUCAUCACCAACCUGGACAUGGCUGCCUUUCAGUCCCACAGCGGCCUUACCAUCUUCAUCAGCAGACUGGAGCAUGAGGUGGACCUUUCCAGGAAAGAGUGCCCUUUCGUCAUCAAGCCAAAGAUCCAGAGGCCCGGGGCGUCGGCCGAGUCUGAGGACAUGGACACAGACAUGGACGUGUCUGAGGUUGCCAUGGAGAGCAGCCCGGGGCCCUCCUCCGGCCCCGCCUCCGCCAAGCCCGACUCAGACAGCCGGGCGCAGAGCAGCGCGCCGCGACCAGGUGUGCAGUGCAUCCCCCAGAGAGCCGCUCUGUUGAAGUCCAUGCUCAACUUCUUAAAGAAAGCUAUCCAAGACCCCGCCUUCUCUGACGGCAUCCGCCACGUAAUGGACGGGUCCUUGCCUACCUCACUCAAGCACAUCAUCAGUAAUGCCGAGUAUUACGGGCCCUCUCUCUUCCUGCUGGCUACGGAGGUGGUGACUGUGUUUGUGUUCCAGGAGCCGUCUCUCCUCUCCUCCCUGCAGGAUAACGGCCUCACUGAUGUCAUGCUGCAUGCCCUCCUCAUCAAAGACUCUCUCUCUCUGCAGGUGCCCGCCACGCGCGAGGUGCUGGGCUCCCUCCCCAACGUGUUCAGCGCCCUGUGCCUGAACGCGCGUGGCCUGCACUCCUUCGUCCAGUGUCAGCCCUUCGAGCGCCUGUUCAAGGUGCUGCUCUCGCCGGACUACCUGCCCGCCAUGCGCCGCCGCCGCAGCUCCGACCCGCUAGGCGACACGGCGUCGAACCUGGGCAGCGCUGUGGACGAGCUGAUGAGACACCAGCCUACUCUGAAGACCGACGCCACCACCGCCAUCAUCAAGUUACUGGAGGAGAUCUGUAACCUGGGACGCGCCCCGGAGUACAUCUGCCAGAAGCCGUCCAUCCAGAAGGCUGACGGCACGGUGGCCGUGCCCCCGGCCCGCUCCAGCCACGCGGCCGAGGAGGCGUCCAGUGAGGACGAGGAGGAGGAGGAGGCUCUGCACACCUUCAGCCAGCAGCAGGGGGAGCCAGAGAGCACCAGACAGUCAGUGCCCGUUGAACUGGUGGUUGGCACAGAGGAGAGGAUACCCAUCCCUCUCAUGGACUACAUUCUGAACGUGAUGAAGUUUGUGGAGUCCAUCCUGAGCAACAACACCACGGACGACCACUGCCAGGAGUUUGUGAGCCAGAAGGGCCUGCUGCCCCUGGUGUCCAUCCUGGGCCUGCCCAACCUGCCCAUCGACUUCCCCACCUCGGCCGCCUGCCAGGCCGUGGCCGGGGUCUGCAAGUCCAUACUGACCCUCUCCCACGAGCCCAAGGUGCUCCAGGAGGGCCUGUGUCAGCUGGACAGCAUCCUGUCCGCCCUGGAGCCGCUCCACCGGCCCAUCGAGGUGCCCGGGGGCUCCGUGCUGCUCCGCGAGCUGGCCACGGCCGGCCACGUCACCGACGCCACCCUGUCGGCCCGCGCCACGCCGCUGCUGCACGCGCUCACCGCCGCGCACGCCUACAUCCUCAUGUUCGUCCACACCUGCCGCGUGGGACAGAGCGAGAUCCGAGCCAUCUCUGUGAACCAGUGGGGCUCCCAGCUGGGCCUGAGUGUCCUGAACAAGCUGAGCCAGCUCUACUGCUCCUUGGUGUGGGAGAGCACUGUGCUGCUGUCUCUCUGCACCCCCAACAGCCUGCCCCCUGGCUGUGAGUUCGGCCAGGCUGACAUGCAGAAGCUGGUGCCCAAGGAGGAGAAGCCGUCUGGCAGCAGCAGCUCCUCAGCAGCCGCCUCCACCUCCAGGAGAAGCGCUGACGCAGAGGCCGUGUCUGUGGACCCGUCCGCCCAGGGCCUGCUGGAGGGCAUGGGGCUCGACGGGGACACGCUGGCCCCCAUGGAGACCGACGAGCCCGCCGCCGCCGACCCCAAGGCCAAGUCGAAGCUCACCCCUGCCAUGGCCACACGCAUCAAGCAGAUCAAGCCCCUGCUGUCUGCCUCCUCCCGUCUGGGCAGGGCCCUGGCUGAGCUGUUUGGUCUUCUGGUCAAGCUGUGCGUGGGCUCCCCGGUGCGCCAGCGCCGCUCGCACCACGCCACCAGCACCGGCACGGCUCCCACGCCGGCCGCCCGCGCCACCGCCUCCUCCCUCACCAAGCUGCUCACCAAGGGCCUCAGCUGGCAGCCGCCGCCCUACACCCCCACGCCUCGCUUCAGACUGACCUUCUUCAUCUGCUCUGUGGGCUUCACGUCGCCCAUGCUGUUCGAUGAGAGGAAGUACCCCUACCACCUCAUGCUGCAGAAGUUCUUCUGCUCCGGCGGCCAUGACGCCCUGUUCGAGACGUUUAACUGGGCCCUGUCCAUGGGGGGCAAGGUGCCCGUGUCAGAGGGGCUGGAGCACGCCGACCUGCCCGACGGCACGGGCGAGUUCCUGGACGCCUGGCUGAUGCUGGUGGAGAAGAUGGUGAACCCCAGCACCGUGCUGGACUCUCCCCACUCCCUGCCCGCCAAGGUGCCUGGCAUCACGCCCACCACGCCCCAGUUCAGCGCCCUGCGCUUCCUCAUCGUCACUCAGAAGGCGGCGUUCAACUGCAUCCGCAGCCUGUGGAACCGCAAGCCCCUGAAGGUGUACGGAGGCCGCAUGGCUGAGUCCAUGCUGGCCAUCCUCUGCCACAUCCUCCGGGGGGAGCCCGUCAUCCAGGAGCGCCUGGCCAAGGAGAGGGAGGGCACGGCGCGGCCGGAGGAGGAAGGGCCCCCCGCAGGGCCCGUGGUGGCUGUCGGGGCCCCUGGAGCGCCCGUGGUGGUGGGGGAGGGGCCCCCAGGACCAGGGCCUGCAGCCGGAGGACCGCCUCCACCAGCAGCACCUACACCAGCAGCAGCAGGAGGGGGUGGAGGAGGAGGAGGAGGAGGAGGAGGAGGGGGGGGUGGAGGAGGAAGAGGAGCGGACGACUCCACUAACUCUACCCCCAGGAGAGAUCCUCAGGUCAACCAGCCCCAGCUAACUCAGGGAGGAAGCAGAGAGAGAGAGAGGCAGUCACAGGUCAACCUGCAGCAGCUCCAGCAGCUGAUGGACAUGGGUUUCACCCGGGAGCACGCCAUGGAGGCCCUGCUCAACACCAGCACCAUGGAGCAGGCCACCGAGUACCUGCUCACACACCCUCCUCCACUGCUGAGCGGAGCUGUCAGAGACCUCAGCAUGUCUGAGGAGGACCAGAUGAUGAGGGCCAUCGCCAUGUCCCUGGGACAGGAGGUCAGCAUGGAGCAGCGCUCCGACUCCCCAGAGGAGGCGGCGCGGCGCCGCGAGGAGGAGGACCGGCGUGCGCGGGAGCGCGCGGAGGAGGAGGAGGCCCGCUGCCUGGAGCGCUUCCUGGAGGCGGAGCCGCUGGACAGCGGCGAGCUGCACGCCUUCACAGACUCCAUGCUGCCCGGCUGCUUCCACCUGCUGGACGAGCUGCCCGACACGGUGUACCGCCUCUGUGACCUGCUCAUGACCGCCAUCAAGAGGAAUGGCCCCGAGUACCGAGACCUCAUCCUGCGCCAGGUGGUCAACCAGGUGUGGGAGGCGGCCGACGUGCUGAUCAAGGCAGCCGUGCCCCUGACCACCAGCGACACCAAGACCGUGGCAGAGUGGACCAGACAGAUGGCCACCCUGCCCCAGGCCUCCAACCUGGCAACCCGCAUCCUGCUGCUCACGCUGCUGUUUGAGGAGCUGAAGCUGUCUUGCGCCCGCGUGGUGGAGAACAGCGGCAUCCUGGCGGUGCUGACCAAGCUGCUGGAGGUGGUGCAGCCCUGCCUGCAGGCUGCUCAGGAGCAGAAGGACGUCCACACCCCCAAGUGGAUCACCCCAGUGCUGCUCAUCAUCGACUUCUACGAGAAGAUGGCCGUCUCAUCCAAGCGCAGAGCCCAGAUGAACAAAUACCUGCAGCCCAACGGGAACAACUGGCGUUGGUUUGACGACCGGUCGGGCCGCUGGUGCAGCUACAGCGCCUCCAACAACAGCACCAUCGACUCGGCCUGGCGUGCCGGGGAGAGCAGCGUGCGCUUCACGGCCGGCCGCCGCAGAUACACCGUGCAGUUCAACACCAUGGUGCAGGUGAAUGAGGAGACUGGUAACAGGAGGCCUGUGAUGCUGACUGUCCAGAGAGUGCCCCGCGUGCCCAAACCCUCCAAGGCAGGCAGCGUGGCUGACACCGAGAGAGAGGAGAGUAAGACCCUGGAGGAGACCCAGACAGACCCAGACUCCGCCUCCACCGCGGUGGAGAUGAGCGCCCCCAAGGACGAGGGCCCCCAGCAGAAGGAGCCCCCCUCCUCCACGGGGCCCUCGGCGCCCCCGGCCCCCCCCUGCACCGUCCCGGACCCCCCCUCCUCCACCUCGGCGUCGGAGCGUUCCCCGGGCGGGGCCAUCGUGGUGCAGGGCCUGACGGACGAGAUGACCACGGUGCUGAUCCGCGCCUGCGUCAGCAUGAUCAGCGUGCCGGUGGACCCCGACACGCUGCACGCCACGCUGCGCCUCUGCCUGCGCCUCACGCGCACCCACCACUACGCCAUGAUGUUCGCCGAGCUGAAGAGCACGCGCAUGAUCCUGGGGCUCACGCAGGGCUCCGGCUUCAACGGCUUCACACCGCUCGUCACGCUGCUGUUCCGGCACAUCAUCGAGGACCCGGCCACGCUGCGCCACACCAUGGAGAAGGUGGUGAGGUCUGCCGUGACCAGCGGGGCGGGCAGCACCACGUCAGGCGUGGUGUCUGGCAGCCUGGGCUCCCGGGAGAUCAACUACAUCCUGAGGGUCCUGGGCCCCGCCGCAUGCCGCAACCCCGAGUGCUUCGCCGACACGGCCAACAGCUGCGUCCGCAUCGCGCUGCCAGCACCCCGCGGGGCAGGCACCGCGUCAGACGACGAGUUUGAGAACCUGCGCAUCAAGGGCCCCAACGCGGUGCAGCUGGUCAAGACCACGCCCCUCAAGCUGUCCCCGCUGCCCGCCAUCCCAGACACCAUCAAGGAGGUCAUCUACGACAUGCUCAACGCCCUGGCGGCCUACCACGCCCCCGAAGAGGCUGAGCGUCCCGAGGAGCGUGCAGCGACGGCUCCAGCUGGUCCGGACCUGUGUCAGAUCCUGCAGGAUGUGGGCGACGACGUGUACCAGCAGUACAGACUCACACGGCAGGGCAGCGACUUUGACUCGCAGUCUGCCUUCCACAUCAACGCUCAGGUGUUUGCUGCAGACGGAGGUGUGGCUGAGUCCUCCCAGUCUGGAACGCCCCAAGGAGAAGCCUCCACGCCAGAGGAGAUGCGAGAGGAGAAGAAGGAGGUGGAGGGGGAGAAGGGGGCCGGCUCGGAGGAGGGCAAGGGGGCCAAGGCCAAGGCCAGCAAGCCCCUGAUGCCCACCUCCACCAUCCUGCGCCUGCUGGCCGAGCUGGUGCGCUCCUACGUGGGCAUCGCCACGCUCAUCGCCUCCUACUGCUACACCGCCGGCCAAUCAGAGCUCAUCAAGGAGGACUGCAGUGUUCUGGCCUUUGUCCUGGACCACCUGUUGCCUCACACCCAGAACUCUGAGGACAAGGACACCCCCGCCCUGGCACGCCUCUUCCUGGCCAGCCUGGCGGCCGCCGGCACAGGCACCGACGCCCAGGUGGCCCUGGUCAACGAGGUGAAGGCAGCGCUGAGCCGGGCGCUGGCCAUGGCGGAGGGCACGGAGAAGCACGCCAGGCUCCAGGCAGUGAUGUGCAUCAUCAGCACCAUCAUGGAGUCGUGCCCGUCCACCUCCAGCUUCUACAGCACAGCUGCCGCCAAGACGCAGCACAACGGCAUGAACAACAUCAUCCGCCUCUUCCUCAAGAAGGGCCUGGUCAACGACCUGGCCCGCGUGCCCCACAGCCUCGACCUGUCCAGUCCCAACAUGGCCAACACGGUGAACGCCGCCCUCAAGCCCCUGGAGACCCUGUCUCGCAUCGUCAACCAGCCCAGCAGCCUGUUCGGGGGCAAGGGAGGCUCCAGCAAGAGCAAGACGGAGCACGACACUGUGGGCGCCACCAGGGACAGCAACAGCAACACACAGGACCCAGGAGACUCUGGGGAGGCUGAGCCUGUGGAGGGCAGCCUCAGGGUCCAGGGCCCAGACAACGACCUGAUGGACGGAGAGACGGAGGGAGACUCCGUGGUCAUCGCCGGCCAGCCUGAGGUCCUCAGCACACAAGCUAUGCAGGUGGAGAACGAGCUGGUGGAUCUGAUCGAUGAGCUGCUGGAGAGAGACGCCGGAGCCGUCAACAGCACCAUCAUCGUAGGGCGUAGUGGCGAGGAUGAAUCCCAAGAGGACGUGCUGAUGGACGAGGCCCCCUCCAACAUCAGCCAGGCGUCCACGCUGCAGGCCAACAGAGAAGACUCCAUGAACAUCCUGGAGCCCGAGGAUGAGGAGCACACGCAGGAGGAAGACUCGAGCGGCAGCAACGACGACGAGGACAGCCAGGACGAGGAGGAGGAAGAGGAGGAGGAGGAGGAGGAAGACCAGGAUGACGAGGAAGGCGACGAGGAUGAUGACGACGAGGGCUCCGAGAUGGAGCUGGACGAGGACUUCCCCGACAUCAACGCGGCGCCGCACAUCCGCUUCGAGAGGUUUGACAGGGACGACGACCUCAUCAUCGAGUUUGACAACAUGUUUUCCACCACGGCUGACAUCCCUCCCUCCCCAGGCAACAUCCCCAGCUCCCACCCCCUGAUGGUGCGGCACGCCGACCACGGCUCCCUCACCCUGGGCGGGGCGGGCACCAGCAGCCGGCUGGCGCCAGGCAUGGGCCGCAACCAGCGCACGCUGCGCCAGCUCACCGCCAACACAGGCCACACCAUCCACGUGCAUUACCCCGGCAACCGCCAGCCCAACCCCCCGCUCAUCCUGCAGAGGCUGCUGGGCCCCAGCGCGGCAGCAGACAUCCUGCAGCUGUCCAGCUCCCUGCCCCUGCAGUCCCGCGGCCGCGCCCGCCUCCUGGUGGGCAACGAGGACGUGCACAUCAUCGCCCGCUCGGACGACGAGCUGCUGGACGACUUCUUCCACGAGCAGAGCAGCACCGGGGGACAGGCCGGAACCCUCUCCAGCAUCCCCACCGCCCUAACCCGCUGGACGGACGAAUGUAAGGUGCUCGACGCGGAGAGCAUGCACGACUGUGUUGCCGUGGUGAAGGUGCCCGUGCUGCAGCACCUGGAGAGCCUGAGGGACGAGGAGCUGGAGGAGCGCAGGGAGAAGAGGAGGAGGCAGCUGGCCGAGGAGGAGGAGGCCAAGCAGAACGAGAGGAGGACCUCUGGAGGAGGAGGAGGAGAGGAGGCCAGGGAGCAGAGUCUGCAGGGUUCUGAUCUGGGGACCGUCAACGGUGCUGGAGAGAACACAGCAGAAGGUGAGCAGGCCCAGGGCGGGGCCGGGUCCUGCCUGGACCCCCCCAGCGUGUCGGAGGGCUUCCUCAGCGCCCCUCCCUCUGGGGAGCUCACGCCCACCACGCCCGCCCCCCACCAACAGGCCCUGGUCUCCCUGGAGACGGCCAUCAGCCAGCAGGUCCACCAGCCCAUCGCAGACCUCCUGCUGGGAGAGUCCCACGCCAACUCGCUGGUGGCCCUGGCGGGGGCGGGCCUGCCCCCCCUGUCAGUAGGAGAGCGGCCCCACUGUGACGUGGAGGCGUCCCAGAUGGAGAUGUCCCCGGCGCCCACUACUGGUGAGAGAGCAGGAGGAGGAGGAGGAGCGAUGGAUGGAGUCAGGGAAGCCUCCCUCAGCCCAGACAUAGUCGAGACGUCUGAGCCCGCCGCCGUGGGCGUGUCACAGCUCGAGGGGUCACCCAUGGAUACCAGUAGCCCCGCCUCUGCCACGCACGAAGACCCCGCCCCCAACCCUGUCCAGCCAGGUCACCUGUCCCAGGAACUGUCUGGAAGUGGGGACAGUGGCCUGACAGACAGGCAGACGGACGCAGAGACUGGCUCAACCUCAGUCUCCUCCCCUGGUGAGACCAUCCCCAGGAGUGACAGCGCCGACAGCCAAUCACAGGCCAUCCAGGAAGAGCCUCUCCCAUCCACCAGCAACGAGGAUGAGGACCCACUGGCAGGCAUCAGUCUGCCGGAGGGUGUUGACCCGUCCUUCCUGGCGGCCCUGCCCGAAGACAUCCGCCGGGAGGUCCUGCAGAACCAGCUGGGCAUCCGGCCUCCGUCCCGCCCCCCGGCCACAUCCAACCUGCCCUCCACCACCACCCCCGUGCUGGGCGGAGGGCCCGGGGUCACAGAGGUCAGCCCCGAGUUCCUGGCUGCCCUGCCCCCCGCCAUUCAGGAAGAGGUCCUGGCCCAGCAGAGAGCCGAGCAGCAGAGGCGGGAUCUCUCCCAGCAGCCCCCCACCAGCGACACGCCCCUGGACCCCGUCACCUUCAUCCAGACGCUGCCGUCGGAGCUGCGGCGCAGCGUGCUGGAGGACAUGGAGGACAGCGUGCUGGCCGUCAUGCCCCCGGACAUCGCGGCCGAGGCGGCGGCCCUGCGCCGCGAGCAGGAGGCGCGCCAGCGGCAGCUGAUGCACGAGCGCCUGUUCGGACACAGCUCGUCCUCGGCCCUGUCGGCCAUCCUGCGCUCGCCCGCCUUCACCAGCCGCCUGGGCGGCAACCGGGGGGUCCAGUACACACGACUGGCGGUGCAGAGGGGGGGCACCUUCCAGAUGGGCGGGGGGGCCAACCACAGCAGACCUUCCAGCUCCAGCGUGGACUCCCUCCUGCGCCUCCGCGGCCGCCUGCUCCUGGACCACGAGGCCCUGUCCUGCCUGCUGGUGCUGCUGUUCGUGGACGAGCCCAAGCUCAACACCAGCCGGCUGCACCGCGUGCUGCGCAACCUGUGCUACCACUCGCAGACGCGCGGCUGGGUGAUCCGCAGCCUGCUGUCCAUCCUGCAGCGCAGCAGCGAGAGCGAGGUGUGCCUGGAGACGUCCCGCCUGGACGAGGCCCGCGGGAAGAGGGCCGCCGCCUCGCAGGCGGGCUGCGGGGGCAAGGCGGCCUCCCAGGCCUCGUCCUCCCUCUCGUCCUCGUCCUCCUCCUCGUCCUCCUCCCUGGAGCUGCUGAACAGGGUGGAGUCCCGCAGCUCCUCCCAGCUCUCCUGGCUCUCCGUUUCCAUGGACGCGGCGCUGGGCUGCCGGACGAACAUUUUCCAGAUCCAGCGGGCGUCCGGGAGGAAGCACGCCGACCGCCACUCCUCGGCCGCCGCCGGCGGCUCGUCCGGGGCGGGGACGCUGGGCGGGGCCAUGUCGGGGGCCGGAGGGGGCGUGACCUGCGCCUCCGGGGGCGGCUCCACCGUCCACAUCCACCCCCAGGCAGCUCCCGUGGUCUGUCGUCAUGUACUGGACACACUCAUCCAGCUGGCUAAGGUGUUCCCCAGUCACUUCACCCAGCAACGCUGCAAGGACCUCCUCUCCUCGUCGUCCUCGUCCGACCUGGACGCCCGUCUGUGUGCCGUGGCCUCUGGAGGGGGAGGAGGAGGGGGAGGAGGAGGAGGCGGCUCCAGAGGUGGGGCCACCUCCCAGAACAACCCCUCCUCCAACCCCCCCGGCAACCCCUCCUCCGGCCAGAACUCCCUGGGCUCCUGCUCGGCCGCCCAGUCCCUGGGCAUCUCCACCGACUUCUGGGACCUGCUGGUCAAGCUGGACAACAUGAACGUGAGCCGCAAGGGCAAGGCCUCCAUGAAGACGGUGCCUCUGGGCGGCGCGGGCGAGGCGGAGGGCGCCCAGCUGAGCCUGGAGGCGUCUCCGCUGGGCCAGCUGAUGAACAUGCUGUCCCACCCGGUGAUCCGCCGCAGCUCCCUGCUCACUGAGAAGCUGCUGCGCCUGCUGUCCCUCAUCUCCAUCGCCCUGCCCGACAACAAGGCCACCGAGGUGCCCGCCGGGCACCCCGCCCCGCAGGCCGGCAUCGCCGCCGCCGGCAUCGCCAACCCGGCCACGUCCACCACCACCAGCGUGGCUGCAGCCCCCGUGCCGGCGGGCGUGGCCCAGGGCUCGGUGGUCCCCGGGGCGGUGUUGCUGGGCGCCGUCCAGGGCUCGUCCUCAGGGACGGGGCUGGCCCAGACGUCCUCCACGGCCGUGUCCAUCACCUCCACCUCUGGAGCCGGCUCAGCAGGGAAGCAGAGAGGAAUCGUCAGCAGUGAGAGUGACACCAAGCUGGCAUCAACGGGACUCACAGAGAAACAGCUGCAGUUGUCCGUGGAGGUGUUGACCUCCCACUCGUGUUCAGAGGAGGGUCUGGAGGACGCGGCCAACAUCCUGUUGCAGCUGUCCAGAGGAGACGGAGCCACCAGGGACACGGUGCUCAGACUGCUGCUGAGCGGGGCCCGCCACCUGGGGUACACACUCUGCAAGCAGAUCGGUACUCUGUUGGCUGAGCUGAGGGAGUACAACCUGGAGCAGCAGAGACGAGCCCGGGCCGACGCCCAGUCACCUGACGCCCCGUCUGACGACUCGUCCCUGUCCGCCAGGCUCAGGGGCAAGGUGCCCAGCAGGCGGGGGCGCAGGUUCGACGGGUCGGAGAGCGUGGUGAUCGUGGCGGCCCAGAAGCGCACGCUGGGGGGCCGCGAGCUCCAGCUGCCCUGCAUGAGCUCCCUGACCUCCAAGACGUCCACGCAGAAGUUCUUCCUGCGCGUGCUGCAGGUCAUCAUCCAGCUGAGGGAGGACACACGCCGCGCCAACAAGAAGGCCAAGCAGACAGGACGGCUAGGCUCCACCAGUCUGGGCUCGGCCAGCAGCAUCCAGGCCGCCGUGCGCCAGCUGGAGGCCGAGGCGGACGCCAUCAUCCAGAUGGUGAGAGAGGGGCAGCGGGCACGCCGCCUCCAGCAGGCCCCGCCCCCCACCGCCGCUGCCGUCGUGGCCGCCGGAGCCUCGGUCGCGGCCCCCCAUGUCCCCGCCGCUGCCCCGCCCGCAGCCCCACCCAGCGCUGCUGCUGCUGCCGCCGCCACGUCAGAGGUGCAGGCAGAGUCUCAGGCCGCCCAGAGGGACGACUCCCCCAUGGAUGUGGACCAGCCCUCCCCUCUGGACCAGGACCCUGCCCCCCUGGACGAAGAGGGCAACAGCCAAUCAGAGAACGAGGAAAGGUUGCCGGACCUCCCCCUGCUGAGCGAGCAGCUGCUAUUGGACGAGCUGUGGGACAUGCUCGGGGAGUGUCUGAAGGAGCUGGAGGAGUCCCAUGACCAGCACGCUGUCCUGGUGCUGCAGCCGGCGGUGGAGGCCUUCUUCCUGGUCCACGCCACGGAGCGCGAGAGCAAGCCGCCGGUGCGCGACACGCGGGAGAGCCAGCUGUCCCACAUCAAGGACGAGCCCCCGCCCCUGUCCCCAGCGCCCCUCACCCCCGCCACGCCCUCCUCCCUGGACCCCUUCUUCUCCCGGGAGCCCUCCUCCAUGCACAUCUCCUCCAACCUGCCCCCCGACACGCAGAAGUUCCUGCGCUUCGCUGAGACGCACCGCACCGUGCUCAACCAGAUCCUGCGUCAGUCCACCACCCACCUGGCCGACGGGCCCUUCGCCGUGCUGGUCGACUACAUCCGCAUCCUGGACUUCGACGUCAAGCGGAAGUACUUCCGCCAGGAGCUGGAGCGUCUGGACGAGGGCCUGAGGAAGGAGGACAUGGCGGUGCACGUGAGGAGGGACCACGUGUUCGAGGACUCGUACCGAGAGCUGCACCGCAAGAGCCCAGAGGACAUGAAGAACAGACUGUACAUUGUGUUCGAGGGCGAGGAGGGCCAGGAUGCCGGCGGCCUGCUGAGGGAGUGGUACAUGAUCAUCUCCCGGGAGAUGUUCAACCCCAUGUACGCCCUGUUCCGCACCUCGCCCGGCGACCGCGUCACCUACACCAUCAACCCGUCGUCCCACUGCAACCCCAACCACCUCAGCUACUUCAAGUUUGUGGGCCGCGUGGUGGCCAAGGCCGUCUACGACAACCGGUUGCUGGAGUGCUACUUCACCCGCAGCUUCUACAAGCACAUCCUGGGCAAGAGUGUUAGGUAUACUGACAUGGAGAGCGAGGACUACCCCUUCUUCCAGGGCUUGGUGUACUUACUGGAGAACGAUGUGUCCACCCUGGGCUACGAGCUGACAUUCAGCACUGAGGUUCAGGAGUUUGGGGUGUGUGAGGUGCGGGACCUGAAGCCCAACGGGGCCAACAUCAUCGUGACGGAGGAGAACAAGAAGGAGUACGUGCACCUGGUGUGCCAGAUGAAGAUGACCGGUGCCAUCCGUAAGCAGCUGGCCGCCUUCCUGGAGGGUUUCUAUGAGAUCAUCCCCAAGAGGCUCAUCUCCAUCUUCACAGAGCAGGAGCUAGAGCUGCUCAUCUCCGGCCUGCCCACCAUCGACAUCGACGACCUCAAGGCCAACACCGAGUACCACAAGUACCAGUCCAGCUCAAUACAGAUCCAGUGGUUCUGGAGGGCCCUGCGCUCCUUCGACCAGGCCGACCGGGCCAAGUUCCUGCAGUUUGUUACAGGCACCUCCAAGGUGCCCCUUCAGGGCUUCGCCGCGCUCGAGGGCAUGAACGGCAUCCAGAAGUUCCAGAUCCAUCGCGACGACCGCUCCACCGACCGCCUCCCCUCAGCCCACACCUGCUUUAACCAGCUGGACCUCCCAGCCUACGAGAGCUAUGAGAAGCUGAGACACAUGCUGCUGAUGGCCAUUCAGGAAUGCUCCGAGGGAUUCGGACUGGCUUAGACACUGAGACUCUUAAACCAAUGCCGCGCACACACACACACACACAUACACGAUUUAGAUUUGCCUACUCUUGACAGAUUCAAACUGAGGACACACGCACUCUUACACUAUUAUAGACGCAAAUGGCCUAGGUUUACUGGUUUCUAAUCCCAUGUAAAAGAAAGUCAGACCAGCAAGCCAGACGGACUGAUUGACAUUGCCUACUACACACAGAGCCUCAUGUUGACACACACAACUGUACCUGGUAUAUUUGUGCGUCUCCCCUCUUCCUUCCCUAUUAAAAUGACAACCCUGAGUGGAGGCAGAGGAUAAACACAUGGACUAAUAUAAAAGACAUUUUCUCCAUUUAGUUUGAUUUCUCUGUACAAAAGGUUUGGGAGUUUAUUAUGUUUAAUCUUUUUUGUUCUUCUCUGGCUGUGUAAAAAGGAGAAGGUUGUUUGUGUGUGAACAGGAUGGUUAUAAAACCUUUGGGGAAAAAAUGUUGGUUUCUCGUUGCAAAUUUGUGACCUCAUAAGCCUUGAAAGAUGGGUGUUUUUAGGGGGAGGGGGCAGGGUUAAAUAACUUGAGAAGUUUUGAAGAAAUUCAGGAAAAUGCACUUUUCAAAGUUUUGUGGCAUUUUUAAGGAAGGAUGGUACAAAAAAACGAACAAGUGAAGGAGAAGAAAUUAACCACAAAAUCUAGAGUAUUUUUGGCUAUUAAAUCGCUGACCCAGCCUUGAGCCUUUGAAUCAGAGUGAAAUAACUACAUGAAUAAAUGCAUAAAAUUGA